This is a messenger RNA of Vicia villosa (hairy vetch), 1776 nucleotides long. RefSeq lists its product as uncharacterized. Gene Ontology annotation, biological process: DNA repair; telomere maintenance. Gene Ontology annotation, molecular function: DNA helicase activity. The transcript is spliced from 4 exons. The record is from RefSeq and is a predicted model, not a curated record. The coding region runs from base 1 to 1776 and encodes 591 amino acids. NCBI's taxonomy places the organism in Eukaryota, Viridiplantae, Streptophyta, Magnoliopsida, Fabales, Fabaceae.
AUGUUGACUGUGGUUAAGGGACCCUUAACUUUUGAAGAAAUUUGCAAAGUUGGUGACACACAAUUAGAUACUUUCAGGGAUGCCUGCUUUGCCAUGGGAUUCCUAGAAGAUGACCGAGAAUACAUUGGGGCAAUACGCGAGGCGAGUGAAUGGGGUUCGGGUCAUUUUCUCCGCAAGCUUUUUGUGGUAAUGCUUUUGUCCUCCGCUGUUAAUAGGCCUGGUCAUCUUUGGAAUGAGACAUGGAGUCUAAUAUCUGAUGGUCUGCUGCAUCAGCAAAGACAGCUAGCUCACAAUGCAAAAGAGGAGUUGAAGAAUUUGACAUUAACGGAAAUUGAAAAAAUACUACAAGCAAAUCGAAGAAGCCUCGCCGACUUUAAACCAAUUCCAUAUCCUGAUGGAUACGUUCUACAACAAUUAGGGAAUAGGCUGAUUUAUGAUGAACGGAGUUAUGAUGUGCCUACAAUGAGAACCCAAUUCACGUCACUUUUCAAUGCUCUAACAGGUGAGCAAAGGUCAAUAUUUGAUAAAAUUAUGGCGUCUGUUCGAGAUCAAAAGGGUGUUGUGUACUUCCUACAUGGUUAUGGUGGCACCGGUAAAACUUACAUGUGGCGAACACUAGCAAGUGCAUUGAGGUCCAAAGAUGAUAUAUGUCUUACCGUGGCAACAAGUGGUAUAGCUUCUUUAUUAUUGCCCGGUGGUAGAACGACACAUUCUAAAUUCAAGAUACCUGUCCCAACAAUGGAGAAUUCAACAUGCAAGGUUGACUAUAAUGAUGACGUAGCAGACCUUUUACGACAGACAAAGCUUAUUAUCUGGGAUGAAGCACCAAUGGCACACAAACACGCUUUUGAAGCACUCGAUCGAACUUUGAAGGACGUCAUGUCUAAGUACGGUAAUUCGAAGGAAAUCUUUGGUGGAAAGGUUGUUAUUUUCGGAGGUGAUUUUAGACAGAUUUUGCCCGUUGUUCCUAGAGGUAGUCGUUCUGAUAUCGUACAUUCUGCCAUAAAUGCUUCUUACAUAUGGCACUCCGUCGAAGUUUUAACUUUAACACAUAACAUGCGACUGCAAUCCGGGCCAAAUGAAGCUGAAAAAAAGGAAAUUGCCGACUUCUCAAAGUGGCUGUUGCAAAUUGGUGAAGGCAAACUUUCUGAGCCAAAUGAUGGCUUUGCCGACAUUCAACUGCCACCAGAACUAUUGAUCACAGAUUACACAGACCCAAUCAUUGCCAUCGUUAAUAGUACUUAUCCUGAUUUUAGCGAAAAUUACCAGUCUAACGACUACCUCAAAAGUAAGGCGAUACUUGCUUCUACGUUGGAAGUUGUUGAUCAAAUCAACAAUCACGUCCUUGAUCUGAUGCCAGGGGUCACCAAGGAUUACUACAGCUCAAACACUGUCGACAGGUCUGAAAUUCACGACACCAAUGUAGUCGAUAUACUCACACCCGAGUUUCUCAGUUCGCUAACUACUUCAGGUUUACCUAACCACCUCAUUAGGUUGAAGGUAGGAACACCUGUUAUGCUUAUGCGUAACAUAGAUCAGUCGGAGGGUCUGUGUGACGGUACAAGGGUAAUGAUAACUAAGAUGGGGAACCAUGUCAUCGAGGCGAAAAUAAUGGCGGGAAAAGGUUGUGGAAACUUGGUCUACAUCCCUCAAAUGGAUAUGUCUCCCUCACAGUCUCCUUGGCCCUUCAAACUCAAACGGUGUCAAUUUCCAAUAAUUGUAUCAUAUGCGAUGACGAUCAAUAAAUCUCAAGGACAAUCUCUGGACACAGUAUGA